Ustilaginoidea virens is the source of this 888-nucleotide messenger RNA. RefSeq lists its product as uncharacterized. The record is from RefSeq and is a predicted model, not a curated record. Bases 1 to 888 code for a protein of 295 amino acids. NCBI's taxonomy places the organism in Eukaryota, Fungi, Ascomycota, Sordariomycetes, Hypocreales, Clavicipitaceae. The transcript is spliced from 2 exons. Gene Ontology annotation, molecular function: 3'-5'-RNA exonuclease activity.
AUGGCCCCUGCCGUUCCCUACAAGACUGGAGCUAGCUUUUCCCUCAACAUCCGCUACGCGGCCGACGAGCACCAGCGCGCCCCCGCCGAGCAGCCGUGGCCGGCGCGCUGCCCCCGCCUCGCCGCCCAGCUGCGCUUCCUGGCCGCCGGCCACCAGCCCGCCCCCUUCCUCUGCCUCCAGGAGGUCCUGCACGCCCAGCUGCUCGACCUGCAGGCGCAGCUGGGCGAGCCGUGGGCCCACGUCGGCCGCGGCCGCGGCGCCGGCCCCCGCGACGGCGAGCUCUCGCCCAUCCUGUUCCGCGCCGACGCCUGGGCCUGCGACGCCUCCCGCACCCUGUGGCUCAGCGAGACGCCCGACCGCCCCUCGCGCGGCUGGGACGCCGCGCUCAACCGCGUCGUCACCGUCGGCCGCUUCCGCCACCGCGCCUCGGGCGCCCGCGUCGUCGUCAUGAGCACCCACCUCGACCACCGGGGCGCCGAGGCCCGCCGCCGCAGCGCCGACUUGCUGCUCCGCCUGGCCGCCGAGUGGGGCCGCCCCGACCCCGACCCCGGCGCCCCCGACGCCCCCGACCCCGUCCCCGUCCUCGUCGCCGGCGACUUCAACAGCCGGCCCGACGGGGACGCCUACCGCGUCAUGACGGCCCCGGGCUCCGGCCUGCGCGACGUCGCCGCCCUGGCCGGGCCCCGCGGCCACCUCGGCAACCACGUCACCUACACGAGCUUCGGCGAGCCCGACGAGUUCCCCCAGCGGCUGGACUUUGUCUUCGUCCGCGACGACCCGGGCAGCCUCGACGUGGACGCCUACGCCGUCCUGCCCAACAGCUUCGACGACCAGGUCCGCUUCUCGGACCACCGGCCCGUCGUGGCUGACAUGCGGCUGCGCCUGUAG